Caenorhabditis remanei is the source of this 384-nucleotide messenger RNA. RefSeq lists its product as uncharacterized. The transcript has a single exon. The record is from RefSeq and is a predicted model, not a curated record. Lineage: Eukaryota; Metazoa; Nematoda; Chromadorea; Rhabditida; Rhabditidae. The coding region runs from base 1 to 384 and encodes 127 amino acids.
AUGCCAAGUCGCCGUAAGUCUGGCAUCCGUCUAACCGAUGAAGAAACCGCGAUCAUUCGAGAAAAACUAAUCGAAGGUCACUCGUAUCAUCAAGUCGCCGAGAUCGUCGAACGAAGUGUCUCAACUAUUUUUCGAGUCGCCAAUGAGCUCAAGGCGGAAGACCCGGUGUUUCGAGACUGUCGUCAACAGAGGAGACUCUCUGAACCAGAAGUUCAGGAAUGGUACAAAAUGAAAGGAGUGAAUAAGCUUUAUGCACCGUAUGUUACCAAGGUUUCUGAACAACGCAAAUCAAGUAAGAAGACUCAAAAAGUCAAUGUCGCUUCGUUGGUAAGUUCUGAUCUUGGUACUAAAGUAACUCGCUCGAAACGCAAUUUUAUGAGCUGA